This is a messenger RNA of Sitophilus oryzae (rice weevil), 1047 nucleotides long. RefSeq lists its product as uncharacterized. The transcript has a single exon. The record is from RefSeq and is a predicted model, not a curated record. The coding region runs from base 1 to 1047 and encodes 348 amino acids. NCBI's taxonomy places the organism in Eukaryota, Metazoa, Arthropoda, Insecta, Coleoptera, Curculionidae.
AUGUAUAUGGACGACUUAUUGACUGGUUCAGAUUCCAGCAAUGAAUUACUAAGUAUGCAAAGGGAUAUUUCAAGUAUAUUGGCUAGUGCAGGAUUUACGUUAAGAAAAUGGCUCACAAAUGAUCAUGGUCUCCUAAAAAGGUUUGAAGUGACAAAGGAAAUAGAAAUAAGUAUCGUGAGUAUAGGUGAGAAUGAACAAAAUAAAACAUUAGGGGUGUACUGGAAUUCCAGUCAGGAUUUGUUCCAGUACAAAAUAAGUGACUUUGACAAUUCCCAGGGACGAGUUACGAAACGGCGUAUUCUUUCAACUACUUGUCAGAUCUUCGAUCCCUUGGGAUUGCUAGGCCCUAUAAUAAUAGUAGCGAAACUUAUUAUACAAGACCUUUGGAAAUUGAAACUAGAUUGGGACGAAGACGUUCCACCAAAUUUAAGACAGAAAUGGUUAAAUUUUCAAACUGAAUUACCAGAAAUAAACAGGAUUGAAGUUCCUCGUAGAGUUGUGUUCACAGAAAGUAUGCAAAUAGAGGUUCAUGGAUUUUGUGAUGCCUCAGAAAAGGCUUACGGAGCAUGCAUAUAUUUAAGGUGCGUGUUUAAUUCUGGACGAAUAAUAUCAAAUUUAGUUUGCGGCAAGUCAAGGGUAGCGCCUAUAAAGCAAGUCAGCCUACCGCGCCUUGAAUUAUGCAGUGCAUUAUUGUUAGCCAACCUAGCAAAAAGAGUUGUAUCAGACAUGAAGAUACAGCACUUGAAGCAAUACUAUUGGUCAGACUCGAUGAUAGCAUUGGGGUGGAUAAGAAACCCAUCUAAGAGAUGGAAAACCUUUGUUGCCAACCGAGUCAGCGAGAUACAGACUCUAACUAAUAUUGAAUCGUGGUCCCAUGUAAAAUCAGAGGAAAAUCCUGCGGACUUACUAUCCCGUGGAGUAAGUAUUAUUUACCUGAUCGAUUGCGAACUUUGGUGGCACGGUCCAAAAUGGUUAGAACAAGACACUAGUAGUUGGAACUCUUCGGUAAAAUCGACGUUAAUGAUCUUCCAGAAGAAAAACUUGUAA